Molecule: messenger RNA, 2610 nt
Organism: Sander lucioperca (pikeperch)
Lineage: Eukaryota; Metazoa; Chordata; Actinopteri; Perciformes; Percidae
Gene: ccka
Product: cholecystokinin a
Exons: 4
Coding region: 101-505 (134 amino acids)
Biological process (GO): digestion
Cellular component (GO): extracellular region; axon
Molecular function (GO): neuropeptide hormone activity
Source: RefSeq, a predicted model, not a curated record
GUCCCCUCUCUGCUCACUCACUCGCAGCCCGAACACUGGAGGAGCAAAGCUCAGCAUCUUCUCACUCAGCAUCCUCUAGUCCACGCCAACAACUGCAGUCAUGAAUGUAGGGAUCUGUGUGUGUGUUGUCCUGGCUGCUUUGUCCAGUGGUUCCCUGAGUUUGCCCUCACAGUUCAUGAGAGCUGAGGGUGAGGCUCCCGUGUCAGACAGUCUGCUGCCUCCCCCCUCCCCCCACCACACACGGCAGGCCCGCUCGGCUCCAGUGCUCCCCUCAGGGCACCUAGCCAACUACAACCAACCCCAGGAGGACGAAGACGCUCGGAACAGCCUGAGCCAGCUACUGGCCAGACUCAUCUCCAGUAAAAGCUCUCCCUACCACACCAGGUCCUCCGUCAGCAGCAGAGCUAGCGGUCUAGCCCCCGGCCACAGGAUAAAGGACAGAGAUUACCUCGGCUGGAUGGACUUUGGUCGACGCAGCGCAGAGGAGUAUGAAUACACCUCCUAAAGGCAUGGCUUGCUUUCGCCAAAACCUAAAUUACAACCCCCCAUCACCGCCUAUUAAAGCCCCUAAAAAUAAUGAGCCCUUUUCACACUGCACUAACUGUAACCAAGAGCUGACUUGACUGUAUUCUAGAAUGAGUUUAGCAUCAUAAUAUAAGAAGAGAGAAGGAAAAUAUUUCAAAGGGCAUACCCUGCAAUCUGUGGACGCUGAAUCUCCAUGCUCAAGUUAAGAGCACUUUCCAAAACGCUCCCCGAACACUAUGUCAAAAUUGUAUAUACUGUAUAUGCACAAAUGUUGAAUGAAAAUAUUCUAUAUGUUGUUGUCAGGAAAUUCUGUGAAAAAAAUAAAAACCAACCACUCAAACAGGAGAAAACACACAGUGCAGCAGCGUGACUCAUUGAUAGGUUUUUAUAGUUUUUGGCCAACAAUGGAGGUCUAUGGUUGGAGGUUGGAGUUUGGUAUUGGUGUUUUCAUAGGAUUUGUUGACAAUAAGAAAAAUAUAGAAUAGCUUUUACAACAGCUCAGUAGACUGGCUCUUUGGGUCUCUGGGGUUUGACUUUAAACAUCAGUAUCAGAAAGGAGUUUAUUGCCACAGAAGUGACCCUGUGGAAUUUGCCUUGGUGAUUGGUGCAUGCAUCCACAAACAAACAUAUUAAACAUUACUAAGAAUAAACAAUAAAUACAGAAACAGAGACAAAUAUAUACAAAACAGCUGUUUAAGUAGUUGUAUGGUAAAAGACUAUCACAUGGAACUUGUUCCUUUAGAUAUCAAUUCAAGCCACUUUUCACCCAAAGUAUUGUUAACGGGUCUCAUUUAGUUGACAGUUCAGAAUGUAUCAAAGGCCUUAUAUUGGAAUUUAACGAGCCACUUAGGUGUCUUUGGAAAAUUGGACCAAAAGUGGAAUUUAAGUCUGGAGCUUUGAUUUGUACCUUAAUGCAGCCCAGAGCUUCAAUUCACUUCAACUUUACACAAGUGCACCAGAAAAAAGUGUGACACAUUACAUUACUUUAGGCCUACCUGUAUGGAGUCAGUAAGGUUGUCUCUAAAUUGGAAGAAAAGGGGCUUAAACAGCACCAACCCUGCCUGCUGAAGGUAACCCUGGGCUAAAAAUGUGCAGUGUGAAAAGCACAAGAUACAUCUCAGAAAGCACAAGGUGUUGUCUACUGUAUAUAUAAGAUCAUUGGGAGGAUCCCUAUUAUUGCAUAAUGGACCUCAGUGGAGGAAAUCGUAAUAAAAAGUACUGUAGAUAUGAACAGAAGAGUGUUUUGUUUUUAAUGAAAGAUUAUGUAUGUAUGCACUCUUGAAGGUUAAGUCUCUGUGAUGAAUAAUAUGUUUCUACCAACUUUCAGAUUCAAUCAAAUUCAAAAUAAAGCUCCAUUUUUCAAGCACAGUUGGUGGCCUUUCAUCAAGCCUCUGCCUGCCAUGUCUGUCUAUUGGUUUCCUUCCACACAGCAUUGGGCGUAACUCACCAGGGCUUCCUGGACUACAUGAAAGCCAGGACAUUAUCAUUAGUGUCUACUGUUUACAUAAAUCAGGCUUUCCUAGGAUUAGCACUUGGAAUAAUGAGCUAGGUUUCUGAACAGGGUAUUAAAUUAAUAUAAUCCUGUCUUAGAAGUGGCUCUGAAUCACAUCUUAAAUUUUAAUUAUUUCCGUUAUAUAAGUUAAAAAAAUAUUGAACAGAAGCUGCUGUAAAGAGCAGCUGUCCUCAUGGGAAAUGAAACUAAGUUUUAAUACAAAACAGAAAGUGAGGGAACACCUGCAUCAGAUUUAAAUCCAAUGCUAAAGAGGAGCAAAGACCCAAAUGUUCAAAGUGAGGGCUUCUCUGCCACACAGCUGAACAUAAAGCUGCUGCACCCCCUUUGUAGAAAAAAUGUAAUAAAAUCAAGCUUUUAGUUUUGCGAAAACAACAGAAAAUAGAUGAUCAUGUAUCAGAUGUAAAUUUGUUUGUAACACAGAUAUGAAGCAGUAUAAGUGUAUGUGUAUAUCAUUUUUGAUUAUGGUUUUAUUUGUUCAAAGUAAAGCAAAGACAGAUCUUGAUGUAUCAAUUGUUCUGGCUGGGGAUUGAUGUACUAUAUUGAUUUAUGAAUAAAACUCAACUGCCUUCAAA